Aspergillus ochraceoroseus IBT 24754 is the source of this 918-nucleotide messenger RNA. RefSeq lists its product as uncharacterized. Lineage: Eukaryota; Fungi; Ascomycota; Eurotiomycetes; Eurotiales; Aspergillaceae. The transcript is spliced from 2 exons. The record is from RefSeq and is a predicted model, not a curated record. The annotation marks the transcript as partial.
AUGGAACUUCGUUCAACAGUGCAUCUGCCGCAGCGUCUCAAUUCAGAUUUAUUCUACACUCCAUUAUCGAAAAGACCAUUACGUGAAAAUAGAGAGGAGUCUUCCCUCCGGCAUAUUGAUUUCAAUCCCAACUUACCCCCGGCUGCAUUUCCCACUCUAGAGAGGCCUCGCGCAUCCGAGUCGAGUCAUCAACAACUUGAACAGGCUCAGGUUGACCGGUAUACGACCAGAAAUAAACAAAGGCGCUCAAAUAAUAAUCAAAACAACAGUUGUGCAAAGACACAGACGCAAAGAGAAUCCAAGCUUGACUUGGACGAGAUACCAAUGGAUUUGAUUGAGAAUUAUGCUGCAAACAAUGCCGAUUCGAACUCAAUUUACGUGAUAAAGACAGCAGGAAUGGCGGCAACACCUCAUAAAGAUAUGGAAGACAGUGACCCAGAGGAGGUGAUGGUGAAGAGUCAUCAUCUCCAGUUGGGAGAGUCUACUUCAAUUCGGAACCCUAACUGGAACAAUCUUUCGGAACGGAUGCAGGUAGAAAUUUUUGAUAAUAUCCUGGAAUGCCACAGCUGGCCCAGUGCGUGCCAUAUGCUUGGUCUGACAACGGAGGAACGCGAGGCAAUUCAGGGACUAUUGAGAGCUCGCAUGGAACAGAUCCAUUUGGAAGAUUCGCAGCUGAAGGCGAUGAGAGCUAAACAACUGAGAGCGCUCCUAAAGGUCGAUAAUAGUUCUUGGAAGUGCACCAGGGUACCACAUCAGCUAGUAUUUCGAAAGAUAUCCCGACAGUUUGCACACAAGUUGAAGGAAGCCGUAAAAACAGACUAUCUUCUUUGCGAAGCCCAGGAGCUCUUGAGCGCAAGGAGGUUCUUGCGCAGACGCGGAAUUGAUAUCAAGUUUGCUGGAAAUUGGAGCAACAACAUG